Messenger RNA from Xiphophorus maculatus (southern platyfish), 1296 nucleotides. Its product is annotated as perforin-1-like. NCBI's taxonomy places the organism in Eukaryota, Metazoa, Chordata, Actinopteri, Cyprinodontiformes, Poeciliidae. The transcript has 8 exons. Bases 66 to 1241 code for a protein of 391 amino acids. The record is from RefSeq and is a predicted model, not a curated record.
GGUGCGCUGACAGAGUCAACGGGCACGCCCCUCCAGAUGUGCAGUCUCUUGUCACCAUCUGGUGGAUGAAGCUAUUGACUACAGCUAUGCUGCCUGAUUCAACUUCAGCUCUUCUUCUACUAAUCGUCCUCCUUGUUCACCCCUCUCUUCCGACCUGUCGGAUCGGGACCCAAAGCGAGUGUGAUGCUGCUCCUUUUGUACCAGGCCACAGCCUGGUGGGGGAAGGUUUUGAUAUAGUCACACUGCAAAGAAAAGGAGCUCAUGUGAUUGAUGUGAAGACUUACCUGAGCCCCAGCAAAACCUGUAAACUCUGCACCAACCCUAUUCAAAAUGAUGCCUACCAAAAACGUCCAUAUUCUCUUGCUUCCUGGGGUGCCAGUCCAUGCAAUCCUGACAUCAUCAGCAGUUAUCACACCUCUGUUAGCUCUCUGAUUAAGGCUUACACAUCCCAAGACACCAAUGAUUGGACGUCUGGCUUGGAAAUUGAAAAGGUUUUGUUUGACAACUUUGAUGUGGGAGGAACCGGCUCCAACGCCUACAAGUUCGCUUCACAACAGAGCAAAGAGGACCGCUACACUUUCAGCACACACAGUGUCACCUGCAACCAUUAUGAAUUUAUAUUAUCACCCACACCUCCCUUAAGCGUAGAGUUCAAAAAGCAGUUAGACAUCCUGCCAAGUCACUAUGACUCCUCUACUAAGAAUGAGUAUAGAGAUCUCAUAAACACCUAUGGCACACACUACUUCAGACUGGUUGAACUUGGAGGGCGACUGAGACGACUGAUAUCUUCACGAAGCUGUUUGUCUUCCCUGGAUGGAUUAACCUCAAGUGAGAUCCACUCCUGUUUAUCUAUGGGUGUUGCUGUUGGCUUGGGGAAGUUGGAAAUCUCUAGUGUCCAGAAAUCUUGCAUUAGUGUCCUACAAAGCCAGGACUCUGCCACUAACUUCAGCUCUGGUCUUCACCAACACCACUCAGAGGUGUCAGGAGGAGAUGGUUGGUUGGGGGAGUUUUCAAUUUCCAAAAGUGAUUCCACAGCCUACAUGAACUGGCUAAAGAGCCUGAUAGAACAUCCAGAUGUUGUUUCGUUCUCCCUACGACCUCUCUAUCAGCUCGUGCCAAGCAAACUUCAACAGGCAGGGAUGAAAGCUGCUAUUGAGGAGUAUUUGAAGGACAAUGCUGUGAAGAAAUCACUCCAAGAGCCAGACUGUGAGGGUUCUAUUCAGUCGUCAAAAACAGUAUAGAGUGGUGAGAUCUUUCCAGGUAAAUGCAGACAACAGAUCAUAAAGUCCUGGGAGA